GUGAUAAGCGUAGCCUUGAUGGCGACGGUGUAUGAGGCGAUGGCUGAUGGAGGAUACGGAAGUCGCCGAGGUGGAGGUGGAGGAGGCCACAGCGGAGGUGGAGGUGGAAGAGGCCACAGCGGAGGUGGAUUCAGCGGUGGAAUCGGAGGAAUCGGAGGCGGAGCUGGUGCAGUCGCCGGUGGAUUCGGGGGAAAUGGAGGCGCUGGAUUCAACGGCGGACACGGAUUUGGUGGAAAUGGAGGCGCUGUAGUUAGCGGCGGAGGCGGAUUUGGAGGAGCUCAUGGUGUAGGAGGAGGUGUCGGAGGUGGAGCUGGAGGAGGAUUUGGAGGUUUGACUGGUGGUGCUGGCGGUUACAGCGCAGGUAAUGGUGGCUUUGGCGGUGGAAAUGGCGGCUUUGGCGCAGCUACUGGCGGUGUUGGAGGCGGAAAUGGCGGUUUUGGCAUCUCGACUGGAGGUUUUGGCGCAGGUAAUGGCGGAUUCAGCGGUGGAAAUGGCGGCUUUGUCGCAGGUAGUGGAGGCUUUGGCGGUGGCAACGGCGGAUUUGGAGGUGGCAAAGGUGGUUUUGUUGGAAGCAGUGCCAGCUUUGGAGGUGUUGGCGGGGGUAAUGGAGGUAACGGCCGUCGAAGCUAUGGAAGGAAGUAA
Messenger RNA from Penaeus monodon (black tiger shrimp), 642 nucleotides. Its product is annotated as glycine-rich cell wall structural protein 1-like. Lineage: Eukaryota; Metazoa; Arthropoda; Malacostraca; Decapoda; Penaeidae. The record is from RefSeq and is a predicted model, not a curated record.